Molecule: messenger RNA, 1845 nt
Organism: Tuber melanosporum (Perigord truffle)
Lineage: Eukaryota; Fungi; Ascomycota; Pezizomycetes; Pezizales; Tuberaceae
Exons: 5
Coding region: 1-1605 (534 amino acids)
Biological process (GO): sterol metabolic process
Molecular function (GO): heme binding; monooxygenase activity; oxidoreductase activity, acting on paired donors, with incorporation or reduction of molecular oxygen
Source: RefSeq, a predicted model, not a curated record
AUGGACGAGAUUGCCAAUUUGUCGACCUUUGUUCCGCCAUCGGCUGUUAGCUCUGCGGAGCAACCCUUCCAGACUCUGGUUGAGGGCUUCGAGACUAUUGGGAAGACACUCGAAGGACUCAGCGGAUGGCAGAUUUUCUUCUCGAUCGUCAUCUUAUCGAUAACCUAUGAUCAAUGUCGCUAUAUCUGGAAUAAGGGGUCUAUUGUUGGCCCUUCUCUGAAGAUCCCUUUCAUGGGGCCUUUUCUGGAGUCUGUCAAUCCAAAGUUUUCGGAGUAUCUUGCAAAGUGGAAUAGCGGACCUCUCAGUUGCGUUUCAGUCUUUCAUAAAUUUGUUGUCAUCGCUUCAACUAGAGAUUUAGCUCGCAAGGUAUUUAAUUCCCCAGGGUAUGUUAGCCCCUGCGUCGUAGAUGUUGCCAAGAAAAUCCUUCGUCCUGAGAAUUGGGUUUUCUUGGACGGCAGAGCGCACGUUGAGUAUCGUAAGGGUCUCAAUGGAUUGUUCAGUCGUCAGGCUAUGGGCAUGUAUCUCCCUGGACAGGAGGAGAUUUACGACGUUUACUUCAAGAAGUGGUUGGAGCUUUCCAAGGAGGGAAAACCUAUCCCCUUCAUGUCCGAAUUCCGUGACAUCAACUGCGCCGUUUCCCUGAGAACCUUUGUUGGCCAUUAUAUUAGCGACGAGGCUGUUAAAGAGAUCUCUGAGAAUUACUACAAGAUCACUGCCGCCCUCGAACUGGUCAACUUCCCUAUCAUUCUCCCCUGGACAAAGACCUGGUACGGGAAGAAAUGCGCCGACUUCGUUCUUAAUGAAUUUGCUGCUUGUGCUGCAAAGUCUAGAAUCGCCAUGAAGGAGGGAAAGGAGCCUGGAUGCACUAUGGACUCGUGGAUCAAGUCGAUGAUGGAGGCCAAGGAAUCCGAUGCGGCCAAGGUCGCUGCCGCUAAGGGACUUCCUCAGAUCCGUGAGUUCAGUGAUAUGGAAAUUUCCAUGACGAUAUUCACCUUCCUUUUCGCGUCCCAGGAUGCUUCUUCCAGUGCUUCCACAUGGCAAUUCCAAAUUAUGGCCGAUAGACCCGAUGUUAUGAGGAGGAUUAGGGAGGAGCAGCUGCGCGUUAGGGAUGGUGACCCACACAAGAGGCUUGGUUUGGAUAUGAUCGACAAGAUGGUCUAUACUCGCGCUGUCGUCAAGGAGCAACUCAGAUAUCGUCCUCCGGUCAUCAUGGUUCCCUAUGAGGUCAAGAAGAGCUUCCAGAUCACCCCCGAGUACAAGGUUCCCAAAGGUGCUAUGGUCGUCCCUACUCUUUACCCUGCGCUUCACGAUCCCGAGGCUUACAAUGACCCCGAGAGCUUUGUUCCCGAGCGUUGGUUGGAGGGCGGUGAGGCGGAGGCAGCCAAGAAGAAUUGGCUCGUCUUCGGAGCUGGUCCUCAUGUUUGCCUUGGUCAGAAUUAUGCUAUUAUGAAUUUCAUGGCUAUGAUUGGCAAGGCAUCGCUAAUGAUGGACUGGGAACAUCAUGCCACACCAAAAUCUGAGGACAUUAAAGUUUUCGCGACAAUUUUCCCUGAAGACGAUUGUUUUUUGGUGUUCAAGGAGCGUGAUCCGUACGCCCCUGCUUGAUGAUUUACCUCUUCGCUUCCCCUCACUCCCCCCCCAUUUCUUACUUUGACUUCUAUAACUCCAAUACAUAAUUUUCAAGGCUUUUUUCCUCACUUGGAUUAUAAAUUUUUCUCUUGUUAUUUGGCUUUUUUUUCCAAUACCAUUUCUCAAUUACUGUUUUUCACUUUUUUACACCAUAUUUCUUUUGCUCUUGCUUUCCCUCAGGUGCGUUUUUGUCGUGUAGACAUGGUAAAUAUGGGA